AUGGACGACAGCACUACCGCCAACCAAGCCCGCAUCAUCAAGGAAUUCAUUGCCGGCUACGAAGGAUGGACCGCCGAAGGCGUAACACGCCACCGCCACAAAGACUGCAUCCACAUCCAACUCCCCAAGUCAAUGGGCGUGCCCCAACGGACCAACGACGAAUACAGAAAAUACUUCAACAAAGUCCUUGCAAAACCCAUCACGGGCUUCAAGACUCAAUCUCGCAUCCUCGUCAACGACGCCAGAGAUAAUAUCGCCGUCUUCGCCGUCACGGCCACUUCGCAAAGUGCCAUCGGUCCUUAUGAAGAUGAGUAUAUUUGGGCUUUGUGGUUCACCAAGGAUGGAAGCGAGAUUGUAAGGAUUGAGGAGACGGUGGAUUCGAAGAGGACGGCGGAUUUCUUUGCGAGGUUGCAGCUUGCUGCGAAGACGGGUCUUACGGUGAAGCUUUGA
This is a messenger RNA of Zasmidium cellare ATCC 36951, 450 nucleotides long. RefSeq lists its product as uncharacterized. The record is from RefSeq and is a predicted model, not a curated record. NCBI's taxonomy places the organism in Eukaryota, Fungi, Ascomycota, Dothideomycetes, Mycosphaerellales, Mycosphaerellaceae. Bases 1 to 450 code for a protein of 149 amino acids. The transcript is spliced from 2 exons.